Molecule: messenger RNA, 3873 nt
Organism: Labrus mixtus (cuckoo wrasse)
Lineage: Eukaryota; Metazoa; Chordata; Actinopteri; Labriformes; Labridae
Product: zinc finger protein Xfin
Exons: 3
Coding region: 352-3348 (998 amino acids)
Biological process (GO): regulation of transcription by RNA polymerase II
Cellular component (GO): nucleus
Molecular function (GO): DNA-binding transcription activator activity, RNA polymerase II-specific; RNA polymerase II cis-regulatory region sequence-specific DNA binding
Source: RefSeq, a predicted model, not a curated record
GUGUCUUUCCGAUCCGCGCCUAUCGAAGCUGCAGCACUCAACCUUCUCAGCUCGCCGCUCAACCUCUUGGCGGAGUAUCACGUUUUUUUUUUUUUUCCACCGAAGAGCUGCACCGAAAGCGUUUCCCUUGAGAGUUCAUGGUCUCUGCAUGACCAGAUGUCUGUUGAGCCAUUUCUUCUUCAUGCCCAGCCAUUAUUGCUUCGCUUCGAGGGAUAAGGUCUUGGCUCCUGUGGUUGUUGCUGCUGGGGGUACUCCAACAAAAUCAACUGAGUAAAGUGACUCUAGGACCUUGUGCCUUGAAGCUCGAUUGCAUGAAAUCAACGCCUGGAUUGCCUUGUGUGUUUGGCUGCCAUGAUGCUCGGGUUACAGGGAAGUACUUCAUCAUCAAAAGUGUUUCGUUGUGUGGCAUGUUCUGCCACCUUCACAGGAUUGGCCUCCUUGCUAGUACAUCAGGCAACCCAUGCGAGUGAACUCCCCAAGGCCCCUGCUCCUCCACAGCCUAGCAGCAGCCCACAUGAAACGCUGGUUUCAAGUAGAGACUCAUCCACUGAGCAACCAAGUCCAUCCACACUUAUUCCUGAGAGCCCUUUACCUUCUUUUUAUAUUUGUGAUUGUGGAGAGGAAUUUCAGGACUUUAGUCUUAUGCUCGAGCAUAAGCAAUCUCAUGUUUCUUGUGUUUCUCAACCACAGCAAAUGCCCCCCGUCGAUAAUAGCAGUACUCUCUCUGGAACUGGGUGUGCUAAAUCUCUGACCAACCAAAAUGAUUUGGUCCUUAGUUGUCCUUCUACCUCAAGGCCCCCAGCUGUUGAACUAUCCCCAUUAACACACAGUAAAGAAGAUGUAAGCUUGGAAGAUGGUAUUGCCAUAGUAACCCUUCCUCAAGGCCAGUGUACACCCCCACAAGAUGAAAGUGACAAACUACUUGAGAACAUGUCAGCCAAAUCAGAGCAAAUGCCAGACACUGUAGAGGACACGCAUUUCCAGGACACAACAAAUUCAGUGCAUACCUUUGAAAAUAGUGAGAGUUUACCCAACAAUAAUGCCCUCAUGAAGAUGCUAGCGUCAGCAUACAGGAAGUGUUCUCCAGCUUCUCAACCCCCGAAUGAGAUUGAUAACACUGUAACCCCAAAGGAAGAAGUGGUCCAAGUUGACGUAACACCAGGAGCAAAAACUGAGGAUUCCCCAGUAAAUGAUCUUUCAAUUGCCCAGUUGAGGCGUCUGCUUUCAACACCUGGUAUAAAGACAAAAGCUCCAUCCAUCAGCAAAGUUCUUGAGUCCAGUAAAAAGCGAGUUGUCUCUCUGACUAAGACUUUCUCGCCUGUUGUGGUACUUGAAACUCGUCAAAAGCUUAAGGACCCUGGCAAUAAUAGCAUGUAUGGGAGAUAUCAAUGUGGCCGCUGUCGUAGGGUCUUUCAAAACUUGGACAGACUGACAGAGCAUCAUUUCUUGCACAAAAAAGAGAGGAUUAAAUGUUGCCGUCGCUGCAAACAACUGAUCAUUGGGCGUGUACCGUUAAAUGACAAUCAUGUAUGCCCCCAAGUGGGAAACAAGACACAGCUGUCAAGCUCUUUCAAAAACAAGUCAGCAAUUUCUCCUAAAAUAAUGCCAUUCCAUAGUCAAAACAAUGCAAGAAAAGUGUUCUUUUGUCCGUUGUGCAAGCACAGCUAUGCACGGAGAUGGAACUUAAAAAUGCACAAGUGCCAGGGCCCGAGGUCAGCGCCCCCUGGACUGGCCAAUUCCCCUGAUCAGAAAAUGCUAAUACUUAGAUCAAACAGUAAGGUCAAAACAGACGAGUUUAUUGCUGGAGCUCAAAUUGCCAAGAGUGUUGCUGUGGGCACUGAAGUCAAUAGUCAUAUCAAGGUAGAGUUUACCUCUCCAGAUUCCGAUCAGUCUGCAGUUUCACAGCUGGCCUGGGCUCAUCCAGCAAAGAGCUUUUCCCCAUUUUAUCCCAAAUCUUCUAUGAUGGAGCUGAGUAAGGAUGCUGCUUUGUGUGGAGUUUUGCAACAGAAAGAAGAAGGAAAGGGUUGCUGGGAUUCAUCAGCAGGUGAUAAAGAAGGCAGUGAUGAAGAGCAGUGGACAAUGCCCCUGGAUGAUGAAAUGGAGGUUCUUAGCCCUGCAGAGAAAGCUGAUAAAGGUGCUGAGGGGAAGAAAUCUCCGUUAGUCCAACACGCAGAGACAGCAACCCCUAGCCUACGCUAUUUUGUCAGAGAUGGUGUAAAACGUUACCCUUGUACCAGGUGCCAGAAAACCUACAGUCGGCCUGCUACUUUGAGGCGCCAUCUACGGCUGUGUGGGUUUAGGCCACGGGGACUAAGUGUUGUAGCACAGGGUGGUCCUCAGGGUGCCAAGCAACCAAAUUCCAACAACAAUAGACCGAUGUUUCCUUGUUUUGUUUGUGGCAGGGUCUUUAACCGCAAAGAUAACAUGAUGGUUCACAGAAAGAAGUGCCAGUUGCAACGAACAAUAUCAAAUGCUGUAGACGGGACUGUUCAACAGAGUGCAACAGGCCAUGCAGCAGACAGUCAAACCCAGGCGGAUGAUGGAGGCAACUGGGGUAUUAUGUCAUUGCCCUCAGUACUUCCAAGGAGAGUGACAUGCGAGUGUGGUGUUGGAUUUACGUCACCUCGGCUUCUCCUAGAGCAUUUGCAGAAGCAUGCACAGGAAUCAUACACAUGUCCAUCUUGUGGAGAGACUGUCAGCUCUUGGGCAGACUAUGAAGUACAUUUGCAGAUUCAUAUGCAUCCUCAUCACCAACUGCUGAAAGGAUUACAGCCACAAAGAUCACAACCUCUUCUGCUUCGAUUUCAGCAACAGAGGCCUCCACAGCAGUCACCUCCCUCAGUGCAUCAGCCUGCACCAAAGCAAACUGUCAAAGCAGUGCAGCAUCCAAAUCCAUCCUUAAAACAGCAACGGCUUGUUUGCACACGAUGUGGCAACACCUUUGCCACUCGUUGUUCCCUUCGAAGGCAUUUAACCUGGAAUCGAUGCAAAGGUGCGCGAGCUACGAACCCGUCCCUAAACCUGCCCAAAACCUAUCACUGUUCACAUUGCAACUCUGACUUCCCAAACACAAUCAGUCUUUUGUUUCACCAGAGGAGCGGGGCUUGCAAGCCGCCCAUAAAGCCGUCCAUAAAGCCUGUGCGUUGCCCUGUUUGCCUUCGCUGGUUUGGCACUGUAGAAAGUUUGCAGAAACACCUGCUUACCCACAAACAGUCUGAAUCAUAUCGUUGUGAUGUUUGCCAGGGUACAUAUCCAAGCCUAAAGUCACUGAAAAACCAUCGCAGAAGGAUUCAUCGCAUCAUGGCUGGAGACACUAAUCGAAAACCACAAGAACAACUAGCUUCUUAAUGUCAUUUCAUCUUUUCAAAAACCUUAACCUGAAGGUUGUGCAUUGAGGAAAAAAAAUGAAAUGUUAUUAUGCUAUGCUCUUCCCAUAGGCUCAUUUCUAAUUUAGUUUUUUUGUUUGUUGAUUAUUUUUUUCCUACUGUCCGGAGAUGAUGACAUUGUACAGCCAUUUUUUAAGACUUUUUAAAAUUCAACUCUACGAGUGUUUUAGUAGCUUCACAGUAUAAAGAAAGCUUUGCUACAAUGUACAUUUUGUUUAAUCAACUUAAUUUUAUCGCACAGCCUACUUAGUGUGUAAAUGAGUGUUUGGUAAUCAAACUUUAUCACAAGAAUGUGAUGUAGCUUGUUGUUUGUGGUGUUAAUAAAGAUACUAGUGUGUAAAAAAAAAAAAAAAGUUUUGUUUUGUCAAAUGGCAAAAAUGUUGUCAUAGAGAAACACUAUUGAGAUUAUUUAGAACAUAUUUUAAUAUCGCUAUCAAAAUUGACCAAGUGUUAAGUCAAUCAUAAAUGAAACCUGAAGUAAAAUAAA